Poecilia reticulata (guppy) is the source of this 3079-nucleotide messenger RNA. RefSeq names its product taste receptor type 1 member 2-like. The record is from RefSeq and is a predicted model, not a curated record. Gene Ontology annotation, cellular component: plasma membrane. Gene Ontology annotation, molecular function: G protein-coupled receptor activity. Gene Ontology annotation, biological process: G protein-coupled receptor signaling pathway. Lineage: Eukaryota; Metazoa; Chordata; Actinopteri; Cyprinodontiformes; Poeciliidae.
GAGAGGUCGUUCAUCCCAGACUUAUGAAAAGUAUGCAGGAUAACUCAUGAACAGCACCUUCCAUGGACAUGUAAGAGACAAGCUACAAAAAAGUUUCCACAAGAGUGUCAAACUACAGACAUGGAAAUGACACAGUUUAUUGCUCAUCUCUAUCUGCUGGGGUGUAUCCUGCAUUCCCUGCAUGAGGCUGAGGCAGUGUCAGAAUUUGAGCUGGAUGGAGAUUAUUUAAUAGGUGGACUUUUUGACAUCCAUCAUGUCAGUGAAAGGCUUCACCGUGACAAACCAGAAAACAUUAACUGCUCAAGUCAACCCUUCAUCCUGUCAAGUUACCGGAGGUUUCAGCUGAUGAGAUUUGCAAUAGAGGAGAUCAAUAACUCUACCAAACUGCUGCCAAAUGUGACGCUCGGCUAUAAAAUAUUAGACUUCUGCUCAGACGCACAGAACUUCCCUGGAGUUUUCAACCUCAUCUCUGAUGGGAGUCUCAUCCAGCCUUGGAAUGACUCACAGAGGCUCACGUCCAAAAUGGUCACAGUGGUCGGCUCUUACACCAGCACAGGGACGCUGAGCGUCGCCCCGCUCUUCAUGAUGGACUUCUUCCCGAUGGUCAGUUAUGGAGCUGCCAGUUCCGUCUUUUCAAGAAAAAAUAAUUUCCCGUCUUUCCUAAGAACGGUCCAUCCUAAUAAAGAUGUGAUAGAGGUGGUUCUAAGGAUAUUGCGAGAGUUCAACUGGCGCUGGGUUUCAUUCCUUCACAUUGACGACGACUACGGCAGAGACGGCCGGGAUUUGUUCAUUCGGACAAUUGAGAACACAGAGAUCUGUCUGGCCUACACAAAAGGCCUUGAUCAAGACACAGGCUACUAUGAGGUUUUCCAACAAAUUACGUCACUGAAAGUAAACGUCUUGAUUGUUUUUGCACCAGAAUGGACGGCUGAAGCUCUCGUUGAGGCUGCCAUAAAAUACAACGUCACCAAUAAGGUGUGGAUAGCCGGAGAUGCCUGGUCCUUACACGAGAAGCUUCCCAAAAAAGAUGGAAUCAGGAAAAUUGGGACUGUAGUUGGGAUAGCUGAGCCAAAAAUGCCAAUUCCAGGUUUCAAUGAUUUCAUCAAUGCAUUCAGAGCCCAGACUCAACAGGAAAAUGGUACGGAAGAAAAGUUUUGCAAUCAGGCUUGUAAUUGCAGUAAUCACACUGCCGCAGACAUCAUUAAUGCAGAUCCGUCCUUCAAUUUCCCUGUUUACUCUGCUGUGUAUUCUGUUGCCCACGCCUUGCACACUGUGCUGCAGUGUGAGACUGGCAGGUGCUACAGGAGAAUUACAGGAGUUCCCCAUAUGAUAUUACAAGAGCUGUGGAAGACUAACUUUACGCUUCUAAACCAGAGUGUUCAGUUUGAUGAGAAUGGCGACCCCUCCUUUGGAUCGUAUGCAAUAGUUUUCUGGAACCAAAGUGGGGAAGCAGAGGAGGUUGGCCUUUAUCGUUAUCACUCAUCUUUACAGUUCGUCGUCAACAGGACCAAAAUCCAGUGGCAUGAAAAUGGUUCAGUGCCGCAGUCGAUUUGCUCCGAAGAAUGCGAUGCUGGAUUUGCAAAAAAACCAGAAGGACUCCACAAAUGCUGCUUCAGCUGUACAAAAUGCAAAAGUGGAACUUAUAUCAACAGCACAGCAGAUCCUUACACCUGCCACAAAUGUGACGACACAGAGUGGUCUGAAGCAGGAAGUACUUCAUGCUAUCGGCGGCAGGAGAGCUACAUGCCUUUCUCGCAUGGUGGCGCUGUGGUUGUCAUGCUUGGAGCUUUGAUCUUCAUGGGCCUCACCGCAGCCGUAUCUGUUCUCUUCUUUAUUAAUUACAAGACUCCCAUUGUCAAGUCUGCCGGAGGACCGAUGUGCUUCUUGAUUUUAGGCUGUCUUGCUCUGUCCAGUCUUAGUGUGUUCUUUGCCUUUGGUAAACCAACAACAGCUUCUUGUGUCUUAAGGGUUUUACCAUUAAUAUUUUUCUCCACAGUUUGUUUGGCUUGUUUUGUCGUGCGCUCUUUCCAGAUCGUUUGCAUUUUCAAAAUAGCUGCCAGGUUCCCUAAAAUUCUCAGUUGGUGGUUGAAAUACAAAGGACAGUGGUUGGUCAUCUGUGUGGCCUGUAUCUCUCAGGCAGUCUUACUUAUUGUUGAUUUGUCCGUUUCUACCCCACAUCCUAAAAAUGACACACAGGGACAUCCAGACAUAAUCAUCCAUUACUGUUAUAGCAAUUUAAAAGAGAUACUUGGUUCUCUGGUUUUAAUUGUAUUACUGAUUAUUCUUUCUUUUUGUUUUUCCUACAUUGGAAAAGACUUGCCAAAAAAUUACAAUGAGGCUAAAUCCAUAACUUUCUGCCUCCUGCUGCUGAUAAUCAUCUGGAUCAUAUAUGCCACUGUCUAUGUGUUGUACCCUGGAAAGUACAUCCACUUUAUUUAUGGAAUGGCAGUCCUUUCUAGUCUCUACUCUUUUCUAUCCUGGUAUUUCCUGCCAAAAUGUUUCAUCAUCAUUUUUCAACCUGAAAAAAACACGCAGCAGUACUUCCAAAGUCUCAUUCAGAGUUACACAAAUAUAGUUAACCAAUAGUCCCUUGAUCAUCUCCGAGGCUUCUGAAAACUCUCUUUCUGGUUUGUACUUUUUAAUUACCACAUGGGAACAAAGUGUUGUAUAUUUUGCCUUUUGCACGUUGAGGAGCAGCUGACCUGAGGAAACAGGACCGUGUAUGAGGUAUAAUGAAUCUUAAUGAAAAACCUUUUUUCCGUUACAGCAAAAAUAAGAUGUGUUCAAAGAAUGCUUCUUCUUUUUUAUGUAUUUUAACUUACAGGGGUAAAGAAAGGAAAUAGCUCUGUAUGAGGUGACAGAGGUGCAUGUUUUAUUGCUUCCUGGGAACAUGCAAUGAGAUCUUUUGUAGUCAGACAUGUAAAUACAAUAUUUAGCCAUGUUAAACAUCUAAAACUUGUAUUUCGAAAUAUCUUUUAAAACAUAAGUGUUUAUAACAAUAAAUAAAUUCUGCAUGAUACUCAGUCACUUACAUUUAAAGCUUGCAUACAUUUCUAGAUUUACACAUGUACUACUUUUC